Molecule: messenger RNA, 1482 nt
Organism: Penicillium argentinense
Lineage: Eukaryota; Fungi; Ascomycota; Eurotiomycetes; Eurotiales; Aspergillaceae
Gene: glkA
Product: glucokinase glkA
Exons: 2
Coding region: 1-1482 (493 amino acids)
Biological process (GO): glucose 6-phosphate metabolic process; intracellular glucose homeostasis; glycolytic process
Cellular component (GO): mitochondrion; cytosol
Molecular function (GO): ATP binding; glucokinase activity; fructokinase activity
Source: RefSeq, a predicted model, not a curated record
AUGUCGCUGCUGGACGAGGCUACGCGCAUUGCGCGCGAGUUCGACUACCCCGCCGAACAGGUUCAGCGCGGCGUCGCCGAAUACAUUCGCCAGUCCAACGAGGGUCUGGCCAAGGAGAACACCACUCUGAGUCAGAUCCCGACCUUCGUCACAGCCGUGCCCAAUGGUACCGAAAAGGGCCUCUACCUCGCCGUGGAUCUCGGCGGCACCAACUUCCGUGUCUGCUCAGUUCAACUGCAUGGUGAUACCACCUUCUCCCUCACCCAGUCCAAGAUCAUGAUCCCCCGGGAGCUCAUGGCCUCUGGAACCUCUAAGGACCUCUUCCUCUUCCUCGCCCGCCAGAUCGAGGCUUUCCUGCGUAUCCACCACAACGAGCACUUCGAGGCUCACCUGCGUCGCCGCCGAGAUGGCAACCGCGAGGAGGACCUGUUUGACCUGGGCUUCACCUUCAGUUUCCCCGUGCGCCAGAUCGGUAUCAACUCUGGAACCUUGAUCCGUUGGACCAAGGGCUUCAACAUCCCCGAUGCCGUCGGUCACGAUGUCUGUGCUCUGCUGCAGUCCGCCAUUGACGACCUCGAGCUUCCCGUCCGCGUUGCGGCGCUCGUGAACGAUACCGUCGGUACCCUCAUGGCUCGCUCCUACACCUCUCCCGGCGAAACCGGCACUUUCCUGGGUGCCAUCUUCGGAACCGGCACCAACGGCGCUUACGUCGAGAAGAUCGAUAAGAUCACCAAGCUCCAGCACAUGAAGGAUGUCCACUAUGACAAGUCCACUGGAGAGAUGAUCAUCAACGCCGAAUGGGGCAGCUUCGACAACCACCUCAGCGUGCUGCCCUCCACCGUCUACGACCGCGAUCUCGAUGCCGAGAGCAACAACCCCGGCAUUCAGAUGUUUGAGAAGCGCGUCUCUGGUAUGUUCUUGGGUGAGAUCCUGCGCCGUGCACUGCUGGCCAUGCACAACAAUCCAAUGCUGGGUCUUUUCAAGCCCAACCAGACCUCCAAGGUGUCUCUCCCCUCCGACUCGCUCUUCUACCGCCAGUGGGGUCUGGAUACCAGCCUGCUGAGCCAGGUCGAGGCCGACACCACCAAGGAUUAUGUCGACGUCAAGGCCGCGCUCAAGAACCACCUGAAGAUCGAGAACCCCAGCAACGACGAGUGUGAGGCCGUCAAGAUCCUCGUCCACGCCAUUGGCAAGCGUGCGGCCCGACUGAGCGCCGUCCCCCUUGCCGCCAUCCUCAUUGACAACAACAAGCUGGCCACCGAUGACGUUGUCGACAUUGGUGUCGACGGCAGUCUGGUGGAGUUCUACCCCAACUUCGAGGGCUAUGUCCGGGAUGCGCUGCGCGAGGUGCCCGAGGUCGGCCCCGCCGGCGAGAAGAAGGUUCGCAUUGGCAUCUCCAAGGAUGGCAGUGGUGUCGGUGCGGCCCUGAUCGCCCUGGUCGCCAGCAAGGACGAGACCCUGCGGAACCCGCACGAGAAAUGA